This is a messenger RNA of Thyridium curvatum, 2064 nucleotides long. RefSeq lists its product as uncharacterized. The coding region runs from base 1 to 2064 and encodes 687 amino acids. The transcript has 7 exons. NCBI's taxonomy places the organism in Eukaryota, Fungi, Ascomycota, Sordariomycetes, Thyridiales, Thyridiaceae. Gene Ontology annotation, biological process: regulation of DNA-templated transcription; DNA-templated transcription. Gene Ontology annotation, molecular function: DNA binding; DNA-binding transcription factor activity, RNA polymerase II-specific; zinc ion binding. The record is from RefSeq and is a predicted model, not a curated record.
AUGGACAGCUCUAAACGAGCCCGAACUCUCCUUCCGAAGCCCGGCCGCCAAGGUUCGGACGUGUCAGACGGUGCCGCGGUCGCCCUGACGGUUCCCAGAAAGGUCUCCAAAGCUCUAGCGGCGUGUGAAGGCUGUCGAAGACGAAAAUGCAAGUGCGAUGGUCUGCGGCCCGUCUGCGGGCAGUGCAUCAAUUCGAACCUCGAAUGCCGAUACAAGGUGCCCGAAGGCAUGAGCCGCCGCCAUGCCGACAAACACGAGGCUCAACAGGCCUCCAAGGCCAACCACGACCUCCGCGCCGUCCUCGACCUGCUCCGCCGCACGACCGACACCGGCUCUACCGAUCUCCUACGACGCAUCAAAGAAGCCCCUUCCCUCGACGUGGCCGUCGGGCUGAUAGCUGAUGCGAGUGUGCUGUUGCCCGACGAUGGCAGGGCCGAGCCUUCCGUGUCGCCCCACUUGAGCGGUUCUGCAGACUCCGACACCUUACCCAUUGCUACUUGGACACAUGUUUCGAAGGAUGACGACUUCAUGAAUUACCUAUGUAGUCUUUUCUGGACCUGGGACAACGUCGCCAGCCAUGUGGUACACCAGGGUCUCUUCAUUCAGGCCCUCAAGCUCGGCCCUCGGGAGUCUUCGGGGCCGACCUAUUGCUCUGGACUUUUAGUGAACGCGCUGCUCGCAGUCAGCUUUGUCAGUCUCCUCCCGCAUGGCAUACGGAGGAUGUUCCUGAUAUACUUGAAGCAGCUAUAUGUUCAGCGAGGAUUUGAUGGACUUGAUGGCUUUGGUCGCCAAUGCGCCGAUGCCUCCCUCGAGAUCCUCCAUUCGGGCCGCGAAAAGCCCAGCAUCUCUAUGCUGCAAGGUCUACUACUGCUAUGGGUGUUUGAAUUCAACGUCGGGUCCGAGGACCGGGCGGCAGCCCUGCUAGACCACUUUCGUCACGCCUAUCGGGAGCUGGGUUUGCAUGAGAUCCAGGUCUCUGAAGUGCCCGCGACUGAGUCACCAGCACGCAUCGAGAUCCAAGGGAUGUCUUCCAUACUCUGGGGCCUCUAUUGCAUGGACGCGAAGAUCAGCCUUGCCCUGUCAAGGCCAAUGGCCGUUCAGAAGCCUGCCGUGAUCAGGGACUUUCCUACCGCCGGACCCUCGGAGAUGUCGAACGUCAUCCUCGAGGACCAACCGUGGUUCCCAUAUCCGAAGCCCGCACCGAUGCACCUUUCCUAUCAUCGAGAGGCCCGCGAGGCCGACUGCGACCUGUCCGAGAUCAUACAAGCCUCGCUACGGUUCAUACAGGAAGAGGGGUCGAGUGCGAUCCCCAACCUAAAGCGCAUCCAGGCACUCUACGACGAGCUCGUGGCCUGGAAGUCGAAUCUGCCUCAACGACUCUGGAUGAGCGAAGGAACGCAUCCCCAGAUCACUUUUCUACACGCCACCUACGACACAGCCGCCAUCAAGCUCCUCCAGCUGACGGCGCGGCGCUCGAUCCUGGGCCUCGACGGCCAGGACGUCAGCGCCGCCGUGUCGAGCCACGCGCAGUCCCUCGUCUCGACGCUCUGGGUCUACCGCGCCGUGCACGGCCUGCGCCACGACUACUGGCUCGCGCAGACCUGCUUCGCGGCGGCGGCGGCCCUGCUCGAGAGCGCCACCGCGGGCGGCGGCGGCGGCGCGGUCAACGCCGUGCACGCGCACAGCUUCGUGCGCGCGCUGCAGCUGCUCGACGGCGCGGCGCGGUACCUGCCCUCGGCGGACCGGCUGCUGCUCACGCUGGGCGGGCUGCUGGCGCGGCGGCGCGGCGGAGGCGGCGGAGGCGACGGGGAGAAUCGGGCCGGGUUGGGGGCCAUGUCCUCGGCGCCGGUGAUGGCGGUCAUGGCCCGGGCGGUGGCGAGGGCCGGGCGCGUGACGGUCGUCAACGCGGCGGUGCUGCCGCCGCGGACCAAGAGGAAGGGAUCGGAUGGAGAGCAGCAGCAGCAGCAGCAACAUGAACGGGCGGCGCCACCUGCGACGGGAUUGGAGAAACUUGCUGUCUCUUUCAACACCAACAUUCAGUCUGUCGAGGGCGGACGGCAGUAG